Salvelinus fontinalis (brook trout) is the source of this 2440-nucleotide messenger RNA. Its product is annotated as cytochrome c oxidase subunit 4 isoform 2, mitochondrial-like. The record is from RefSeq and is a predicted model, not a curated record. Bases 1440 to 1973 code for a protein of 177 amino acids. NCBI's taxonomy places the organism in Eukaryota, Metazoa, Chordata, Actinopteri, Salmoniformes, Salmonidae. Gene Ontology annotation, biological process: mitochondrial electron transport, cytochrome c to oxygen. The transcript has 5 exons.
GGCAAACAAGUUGAAGAUCAUGUAUGGCCAAACGCGCUGAGCAGCUUUACUACAGGCAAGGGACACCAUUAAAUUAACUUACAGAAUAACCUUUAUUUGGAUGUUCUCCUACAGGAACAAGUCAUGAUUUUUGUUUUGAGUUUUCCUUAAUGAAUAUCUUCUGGCCUUUCCCCUUAUCCCUCCCAAACCCCCAAAAUAAAACGGCAGUGUUCUCUCCAUGUUCAAAAUUGGUCGCUGCAUCUAAUCUAAGACAUUACAUUGGAAUCGUAAAACAUAUAAACAGACUAUACACCAUGGAGUUACUUGUUUUUUCUCUAAAAUCAAAUCACAUUUUAUUGGUCACAUAAGAGGAUGAUCAGAUAUUAUUGCGGAUGUAGCGAAAUGAUUGUGUUUUUAGCUCCAACAGUGCAGUAAUAUCUAACAAUUUCACAACAACACACAUCUAAAGUAAAGGAAUGUAAUUAAGACUAUAGACUGAUACUACGGUAAAAUAUAGAAUAGAAUACAGUAUAUACACAUAUUUUGCAUUAUUCACCUCAUAUGUCAACAUGUAACGCAAAAAAACAACUAACAAUUACUUAAAUACACAAUGCAAAGACGAAAUGUAAGACCAUUUAAGACCAUAUGAUACUAUUCUAAUUAUUAUUUAACCCAGUUGCAGCCGAUAGUAUUUUUCAGUUAGAACACGUUUCUGGCGUCCUUCUACCGUUACACAGGUGUUUGGUGCGCCCUAACGCUCGAAAACCCAGUUGGCCAGCCAUGGGCAAAGCUGUGUAAACUCCAAUUCCGACGCUGUGUUAGAAAAGUCAACAAUCAUCGCUGCGAAAAGGUUUUUGAAACAUAUGUCCCUUAUCUUCCAUAUGAGCGAGAAAGAAUCUUUCAAUGAAAAAAAAGACACUUACUGUAACGUUAACAGACUUACACAGAUCCACACGUCGUGCCUCCAGUUGGCCGACUACACACAGGUGUUCAGGGCAUGCUAGAUAGCUAAUUAGCUGGUCACCACUUCCGUCUGUCUUCCGUAAACAAGCAUAGUAACAUGGAGAUAUGGCCGUGAGAAAACACUAACCCGUUAAUGGUGUGUAGUAAUUUAACCUUUUGCUAUUUCUCGCUCAUUUGUAAGUUCUGCAUUCACUAUUGGAUGCGGAAAAUAAGAGGGGAAACCCAAAAUGGAAAUAAACAAACUUAAAGGACCGGCACUUUCUACCAUUCUUCUUGAACCAACCAUCUCCCUUUUCCCUCAAUUUUUAACCGACUCAAGCUUACCCUCUUCCUCCCCUUCUCUCAGACCCCUGCCUCUCUUUUUCCCCUCCAUAUUCCAAGUAUACGUCUCCUUAUGAUAAUACUGCACUUCUCCUGAAAUACAUCUUGUUCUUUCCUUUUCAAGGGACGCCAUUUAACCGGCUGUCAAUCUCCGUACAAUCAGCACGAACACCUCGAUGCUUCACCUGACAAAAGGAUGUGUGGGGUGCUUGCUUUCCAGGCGAGCAGUUUUGGCACUGACAAACAGUGGUGCAAGGAUGUCAAGCCAUGACCACCAAGAGGUCUCCGACAACUUGGACAUGUCCCAGCCAAUGUACUUGGAUCGUCUGGACACCCCUCUGCCAGACAGACCAUGGAAGGAUGUCCUCGACUCUACGGAUAAGAGCCUGAAACAGAAGGAGAAGGGUCCCUGGACUGCACUGUCCAAGGAGGAGAAAAUCGCCUUGUACAGGCUGAAGUUCAACCACACCUAUCCUGAGAUGAAGAGGCCCUCCCAUGAAUGGAAGACUGUGAUUGGUGGGAUGUUCAUAGUCUUUGGCAUCACUGGUCUGGUGGUCUUUUGGCAGUGCCACUAUGUGUACCCACCCCAACCUCAUACCUUUGGUGAGGAGUGGCAGGCUAAGCAGAUCCAGAGAAUGCUGGAUAUGCGGAUCAAUCCAAUCACGGGCUUCUCUGCCCAGUGGGACUACAAGAACAAACAAUGGAAGUAAAGGAAGGGAAUAGACCACUGCUGGAAGGAGAAAUGUUUCAACUUGACACCUUGAGCCUCUGUUCAGCCACCAUAACAGCAAUCCAUCCAUCUGAAUCCAUUCUCUUACUAUUUGAGUAAUAAAUGACUAAACUGGUUUCUUUCUCUCUCCAUCUGAGAAAAUAACAGUAUAAUAUGAGCUGCUUGUCCUCAACCUAAUUUCUGCUUUAGUGUUCCUGUGGUCUUCUGUCUGAUUUGGCCUUAAGUGAAUGUGUCAGGACCAACAAAAAAAACCCAGACUUCUGUAUUAUCCCCUUGCUGUGAAACCCAAGGCAUAUUUUGUUAGAGGAAUUUCUACUCAUGGUCAACUGUUCAAAGUAUCAGUGUGUACACAUCAAAUCCUUGUGCCUUUGUUCUCCUUCCCUAAAACCUGUUAAAAUUGCAAAUAAUGUUAGUUCUGUAGAAAUAAAUUCAGUGUUCUCCAUGUUC